Acanthochromis polyacanthus (spiny chromis) is the source of this 4648-nucleotide messenger RNA. RefSeq names its product terminal nucleotidyltransferase 4A-like. Gene Ontology annotation, biological process: RNA 3'-end processing. The record is from RefSeq and is a predicted model, not a curated record. Gene Ontology annotation, cellular component: TRAMP complex; nucleolus. Gene Ontology annotation, molecular function: mRNA binding; poly(A) RNA polymerase activity. NCBI's taxonomy places the organism in Eukaryota, Metazoa, Chordata, Actinopteri, Pomacentridae.
UGGGUGCGCCAUAUUGGCUGGCUUACAUGGGGAGUGGAGUUGGCCAAGCCGCUUGAAAAACCGAACCAGUUUCCUGACAUGAAGCGCUUCGAGGAUAACAAGUAAAUCAGCGCGGUAGGAUUUAUCGGUUUGCUUCGGUGCAAAGUGUCUAAAUUGCCAGAUUUGCUUGCAUUUUGCCCGUGAAGAGGUUCUCGGUCAACUCGAGUCCAAUGGAUCCCCGGACCGCUUGGAUCCAGCCGGAGCAGAAGGGACCUGCCAAUUCCCAGUGGAUGCACAUUUGGGAAACCUCUCAGGGAUUUGGAGCGAACUCCGGCGUCGACAACCACCUUCACCACCGACUCAACUUUGCGGUGCAAAAUGCGAACUCCACGGACUCACACGGCGAGUAUUGCAGAAUUGUAGCACCGCCGCCGGGGGUUGUGUUCAGGAAACUGCCGAAGCGCGACGGCGGCGGCGGAGAGAGGGGGAGCGUCCGGAGGAAAGGCUCGCUCUCUCCGUCCUCCUCCUCCCUGGACUCGGAGGCCGAGAGCUCGUCGCCAUCCGGCUCCUGUCUGCGGAUUGACAACCUGAACGUCGCAGAGGAGACCAAGCAGUUUCUACACUACGGCGAGCUGAACGAGAACCGACAACCUCCUGCGCCGGUUCACACCGUUCACUGUCGCAGCAUGCAACAGUCCGGCGGCCACACCCCCACCGGGACGAAGAGCCAGCACGGCAGCAAGCACCACCACCACCACCAGUCACAUCCGUCCGGCCGCAGGAGGCAGCUGAACAGAGCCAACACUUUCCCCGGCGUCGACCCGCCGCUGUCCAAUGAGUACAACGGACAGUACGUGGAUUCAUCCUGCAGCCUGUGGAAGACCAGGAGGUACAGCCCGGGCAUCAAUGGUCUCCACGAAGAGAUAGUGGACUUUUUCAGCUUCAUGUCACCACGACCUGAAGAGGAGGCCAUGAGGAGGGACGUCGUGAACAGAAUAGAGAAUGUCAUCAAGGACUUGUGGCCCACAGCAAGGGUGGAGAUAUUUGGCAGCUUCAGUACAGGACUUUAUCUUCCAACAAGUGACAUCGACCUGGUGGUGUUUGGAAAGUGGGAUCAUCCCCCACUGCAGGAACUAGAACAAGCAUUGAAACAUAACAUAGCUGGUCCUUGUCCCAUCAAAGUCCUGGACAAAGCUACGGUGCCAAUCAUCAAGCUCACUGAUCACGAAACGCAGGUGAAAGUGGACAUCAGCUUUAAUGUGGAGACGGCAGUCAAAGCGGCACAGUUCAUCAAGAGCUACCUGAAGGAGUACACCGUCCUGCCUCCAUUGAUCUUCGUCCUGAAGCAGUUCCUCCUGCAGAGGAAUCUGAACGAAGUCUUCACUGGAGGCAUCAGCUCAUACAGCCUCAUACUCAUGGCCAUCAGCUUCCUGCAGUUACACCCUCGGAUCGACACGAGACGCUCCAACAUUAACCUGGGCAUCCUGCUGAUCGAAUUCUUUGAGCUUUACGGCCGAGAUUUCAACUACAUGAAGAUGGGCAUCCGGGUGAAGAACGGAGGAGCCUACCUGUCCAAGGAGGAGAUGGUCAAAGCCAUGGAGAACGGGAACAGGCCAUCCAUGCUCUGCAUCGAGGAUCCACUCCAACCAGGGAACGAUGUGGGCAGAAGUUCAUAUGGAAUCCUGCAGGUCAAGCAGGUGUUUGACUUUGCCUACAUGGUGCUGAGUCAUGGUGUCUCUCCUCUAGCUCGAGCAUAUCCCAACAAAGAUUACGACAGUAAUUUAGGACGGAUCAUCAAAGUCAGUCCAGAGGUUCUGUCCUACAGAGACUGGACAAUCAAGAAGUGGGGAGCCAUACAGUAUGCCAAGCUGGAGAACCAUGAUGUAGAGGCCUGUGAACAGGACUUUGGCAGGCUGAUGCUGGUUGAGGAUCAAAGAGACUCUUCGUCCCCCCUCAGUGCCGACUCCCCCUCACCCUCUCCAGUCUUCCUCCCCAGCCCUGUGCACCAUUCAUCGUCGUCCUCUGCCUGCUCGCUGUCCUCCUCCUCCUCGGGAAGUGACAUAGAGUCUGAUUCUCCUCAAAGCGGUCACACUGCUGUCCAGCUCCACUCCCUCACCCUGGCCCCGGUCCACUCAGUGAUCCACAUGGCUCCUGACUUAAGGGCCACACAUCCAGCAAACUUUAUCCACCCCACUUGUCAGGUCCAGAUGCGCCUCCCAGAAAGUGUCACCCUGCCCUCCUUCUCUGAUUGCCAGUUCUACCAUGAGAACCCUCCUCCCAUCCGUGUUGUGCACCAUCACACGUCACAAGCCGCACAAGUCUCCCAGCACACUAACUCCACCAGCCCCCUCCCCAGCCCGCUCCACCAGCCCCAGGUCGGAGGCCAGCAGAGCCACAGUUACAGCAUGAGAUCCAACUCCCAUGGCUCACUCGAGCCACACAAGUUUGUCUUCAAGCACAACCAAGGCGGGAACCUCCACGGUCACCCCCAAGCUAGCUUCAGUCCUCAGCGCAGGUUUGUUGCCCAGACGGCGCCGGGUACGAGGUACCAGCAGCAGUACAGCCGGAACACCUGGCGACGCAGGAAGAGGGAAAAUGUUCCUGUUCUCAACCACAGCAGAUGAAAGAAGGAAACUGCAGAAUAGCUUGCGCUGAUUGUUGAAGACCUCUCUGUCCGUCAUGAGGGAUUAUGAUGGUGAGGUUUUUUUUGCCAUCUUUUUGAGGCUCUCAGAUCAGAUGCACCCAUGUUGUGCUUCAAUUCACAGGUCAGUUCAAGUUCUCUCCCAUUUUCUUGGAGAUUUGUGAACAUCUGAAGUCUUAACUGUGCAUAUUUAAUUCCAUCAGUCUGAAGUCGGAAGCUUUUCCUCAGAGUUUGAUGCACACCAGCACAGACUUGACUGGACUGAGGAAUCACUGAUUCCCAGACUAGGUCUCCUCAGCAGUGCUAUUUCCUGGUUUGUUGGCAGUCAAGUGUUUCCAUGCAACUUGAACAUCAUGUGCCAUAGUACUGAACUGGUUCAUCAACCUCAUCUCUUGAAGUUGUGACUCGUACUGGGCCUUAUCAGGAUUUGGGCUCGUCGGUCUUCUGAAUGCAACUCACUAUUACUCUUGAUCCGGAGCUCUAACCCUGAACUAUCAUCUACAAAUUGUAGUCUGAACUGAAGCGAAGCACUACCUUUCUACCUAUGCAGCGCAACGCUGACAAUGUUUUUGGUGUGACGGCACAAAUGGACCUUGUCUUAAGAGCGUAAACUGUGAUGACUUGUUUGAAUGUAUCAAUCGUUCCUUAUCGUUGGUUAUUGUCUGUUGUUCUGUUCUUUUCGUCACAGAGGGAUUUUGUUUGUUUUAUUUCACAUUGGCACUACUAUGUUUUGUUCCGUACUGUAAACAUUGCCACCUUAUUUUAGUUUGUUGCAUUCAUGUGCAAUAAUGACUUGCUUUUAUUUAAUUUAUUUCACAUUUUAGUUUCGUUUUAGGGGUUCUCUCGACUAUAGGUUUGCUUUUUUGUUUUAUUUCUAGACUAUAUUGAUCUGUGCAAUAGAUGGAUUUAAGGGCCUAGAAGGAAUGUGUGUGUGUCUGUGAGUGUGUGUGUGUCUGUACAGCUUUCCAGCAGAAGGGGGAGCUGUGGUAUAACAACAUGAGAAAUGUGCCAAAAAUUCCAUGAUGCCAACAUUUUACUCAUGUUUCGUUUACCAUCGUGUUGUGGUCACUUGAAAUUUUGUCAACUGAUUGUCCAAAUACUUCUCCACCACUAGUUCUCAUUUGAAACAUAUCAUCUGGUAUUUAGUCGUUUAAUUUGGGUGUAUUUCCAAGAGCCUGUACGCUGUAUUUGGGGGAAAUGCACCUUCAGCUGUGGUUGCUUUUUGUCUUUUCAAAAAUAGUUGGUGCUACUUAUUACCAGCAAAGCGCUUGUUUUCUGCCUUAUAUCUCCUUUGAUUCUGUUGAAGCAACAGGUUGACUGCCUUCUUAAAUGACCAAAUCUUCCCUUUUUCCUGUAGCCAGAGCUUUCCAUAUUUGAUCCAGUAAGCACUGCCAGGGUCACUUGGCUUUUAUUUUUACAUACAGCUUCUGAGUGUCAGCUCCAGGAGCAGACUCCAAAUGAUGAUUGUUAGCAUCAUGUCACAGCUUUUCUUUUUUAACUUUUUUUUUUUAGCCAUUUUGUGGACAUUGUUUUGAUUAUUUUUUUCUUUAAAAAACUUUUUUUUUUUUUUAAAUUCAGUGAGAAUAGAGAUCAGUUGAGAGGUCCUUAUAUUCCACAGAGGUUUUUCUUCUGCCAUAUUUAAAGUCAGCAUUUGUAUGACAAGGUUUCAAAGCUAGAGUUUACACAGCAAUCCAUGAGAGGACUUGAGCUUGUUACCCCAUAGAUGCACCAUCAUAGGAGUUAUGGUUGAGCCAAAAGGACAGUCUGAUGAACUGUAACACCUUGUGAGUCACACUAUUGGACUCAACAUCGUGCUGUUGGCGUUACCCCUUCGUUUUAAGUGCAGCUUUUCAGCAAGUUUUCUUGAGGAUAAUCAGCAGGUCGUUAUCCUGCUGCCAUGAACCAAAUCCCCAGCUCACUUCCCUGUAGUUAAGGAUGGGUUGUAAUGUGUAAACGACUGACAAAUAGAUGCAUACCUUGUUUUUUAUGUAAGUUUUCUAUUUUUUUAAUAAACAUUUUAAAACUCCA